AAGCGAUGGCGCAUGCGCAUUGGUCUUUCCCUUCCCUUUCUUCUCUCCUUCUCCCCUUCUCCCCCCAGUGCAGCGCCCCAUGCCCCCCCCAACCGCCCUUCAAAGAGGGCGGCGUGGGGAGGUGGUGUUUUCUGGGAGCGAUGGGAAGUGGGCUAUGAUGUUAAAGGGAGAAGGAGCCCGAGGCAGGAAAGGGCCCGUAAGGAUUGCAGGCUGCAUAGUGUUUCCUCCGAGAAGAACGGAAGCACCGUGAGGACAGGGCCUAGGACAUUUUUGUCCCCUGAGUUUCCGACAUCUGCAUUGACCCAGGGGCUGGAGCGUAUCCCUGACCAGCUGGGCUACUUGGUACUGAGUGAAGGAGCCGUGCUGGCGUCAUCUGGUGAUUUGGAGAAUGAUGAACAAGCAGCUGGUGCAAUCUCUGAGCUAGUGAGCACAGCCUGUGGUUUCCGGUUGUACCGUGGCCUUGACAUGCCCUUCAAACGCCUGUCUGUGGUCUUCGGGGAACACACGUUGUUGGUGACUGUAUCUGGACAGAAGGUGUUUGUGGUGAAAAGACAGAAUCACAGCCGUGAACCCAUCAAUGUCUGAGACUACAGGGGAUUGGAGGGGAAGGUUAAGAGUAUCUCUGUAAGCUUACUGCUUUUCCACAUACGUGAUUUUACCACUUUCCCUAAUAGAAUCUAGUCAUUCUGCCUUGUCUUCAUCUCUUCUCCCCAUCCCUGCUCAGUGGGCAGAGGGUUGGGUUUUUUUCUCAGUGUAAAAGGGGAUCAGGGCAGGGAUACUCUCCCUUCUUUCCAAUAAACAUGGUGUCUGACACUAGUACCCUUGA
Messenger RNA from Phascolarctos cinereus (koala), 826 nucleotides. The record is from RefSeq and is a predicted model, not a curated record. NCBI's taxonomy places the organism in Eukaryota, Metazoa, Chordata, Mammalia, Diprotodontia, Phascolarctidae.